This is a messenger RNA of Linum trigynum, 4337 nucleotides long. Lineage: Eukaryota; Viridiplantae; Streptophyta; Magnoliopsida; Malpighiales; Linaceae. The record is from the annotation of a GenBank genome assembly.
ACCGAGAUUUAUCUGAUGGGCCACAAACUGUGUUCUUCUCAGCCCAGUCACUGUAUUUGGCCCAUUUAAAGCAGUAGCCUGACUGUGCCUUUCUACUUUUGGGCCUCCAAAUUACAAGCAUUUUACACGCGAGCCAACGUGCCGGCCAUAAUUACUUUACUUAAAAUCCCACCCUCAGGCGGGCCCCCACUAAUUCCUACAUAGAUAGACAGAAUCCCUAAUGACGACAAUUUUUUAAUAUCUUCCACGUCUUUAAGAUCACCAAUCACAUAAUAAAAUGAUAAACAUGCUCUGAUAUUAACUUGUAAUCUUUUACCAAACACACAAAUAUGAAAUAUGAUUUUAUUUCCAUUACGCGAGUUCAUUUAAUUUCAUCCCGACAAAUCAUCCCCCAAAAAUCAUUAAGCAAAGAAUAGUCCCCAAAAUCUAAAUUCAUGAAAGAAUCCUUACCUCAUAAAUACGGUACGAAAAUAAGUUUGAUUCGUUUUUCAGUUUAAGUAAACAAAUAUUUUAACUUGUGAUCAAAAAAUAAAUCACUUCUACAGUUUUCUCCUUUCCCUCACGACUUAUGCAUCAUUCUAAUUAACUACACUCAUCACAAAUUGCAAUACAUUCAAAAUCCAAACUUCUAAAAGAGAUUUCCAAGAUAAUAAAUACUACCAAUGAAUAAUCUAUAUUAAAAAAAUGUAAAUUUGCUUCCUUCACGUAACCUCGAAUCACGACAGGUCAUGUUCACAUUUUCUCUUCUCAUGUCCCUCCUUAACUCACCCCCAAUUAACACGAUUCUUCGACUUUCAAAAGACUAACUUUUAACUCGCACGAUCACUAAUGAUAAUUUAUCUCGAACUUUGAUGGAAUCAACUUAGAAGAUUUCAAAUUUUCAAUCAAACUCAACAAUAAUCAAUUUAGGAAAAGAUGUUUGGUGGUGACCGUGUGAAGGAUACACCCCUCCUAAUCCCAUCACAAAAUUAAAUUAGAAUAAAGAAAAAUCGGGAUCAAGGUCUAAAUCCCACUGCCGGGUGGUAGCAGAAAAGUACUUAUCCGAGUGCUUACCUUUGCUUGCUGCCUUGGUUCAUCUCAUCUCCUCCAGCCCUCUUUCCCUUUCUUUAUUCUAACACUCUUUUUCUCUCCACCAUUCUCUCUUUUUGUUUUUAUUUCACCAAAAUUAUUAUUUAUUAAAAAAAAAAACCUCGUGUCUUAUAAUUCGGCCCGUAGGGUUACCCUACAAAAAUUGGGCCCCAGGUCCCGUUGGUUGGCCCAUCUUUUCCCCAAAAUCAUUUAUUUUUUGUUCCCUUUCCCCCCCUUCUUCUACUUACUACUUAGCUGAGCUCUCUCUCCCUCCUCUCAAGUCUCCUCCACUUCUCCUUCUUCCUCUUCCUCCGUCCCUUCCUUUCCGCUCACUGCAACUCUCCUCCUUUGUCCCCUUCCUACCGCCGAUUGCCUACCGACAGCUUUUUUUUUUCUCUCCCUUCCCCUUAUAAGCCCUUUGCUUCCUACUCACCCCAUACAGUCUCCUCUCUCUCUGUCUCGCUACUACUCUGUUUUCCUGAUCCUCUGUUUUUACUUUCGUCUCUCCGAUGGCGUUCGGCUGUAUACCCAAUUGUUUUAACACCCGACGCCUCCGUGGAGCAAACGGGGACAGGGUUGCGGCUGUGUCAGACGAUUCCUGCUGCUGGGGAGAGGUUGAAAGUGAGGAGGAAGGGAAAGGAGGAGCAGGGGAUUAUGACCAUUGUUCUCCGGCGAGGUACGGCUGGGACGAGAUUGAGAAGCUGACCCGGAAUUUCGAGUGCUUGAUUGGAUCCGGUGGGUUCAGCAACGUGUAUUUGGCUGCCGGUUCCGCGGCGGUGAAGGUGAGCUGCUCAGGGGAUUAUCUAAGCCCGCUGUUCAGUCAGGAGCUCGACAUCCUCCUCCGCCUCCACCACCGGCGCAUUGUCAAGCUUCUGGGCUACUCCGACGAUAAAGGUGGCGCGCUGGUAAUGGAGUAUGUUCCCAAUGGAACGUUACAGGAGAACCUCCACGGGAGCGGCCGCCGGGCGCUCCCGUGGAGCAAAAGGAUGGCGAUUGCGUACCAACUUGCCGAAGCAAUCGAUUACCUCCACUCCAACGUAGGUGACGUCCCAAUCGUACACGGGGACAUCAAGGCGUCCAACGUCUUGCUCGACGGGGAGCAAAGCUGCAAGCUUUGCGAUUUCGGGUCGUCGAAAAUGGGGUUCUCCUCCGCCGUGGCCACGGUGGGCGGGCCGAGGAGGGGAAAGAAAUUGGUGAUGAUGGGCUCGCUGGGUUACUCCGACCCGUGUUAUCUGCGUACUGGUUUGGCUUCCAAGAAGAACGACAUCUACAGUUUUGGGGUGAUCGUAUUGGAGCUGGUGACGGGCCGGGAGGCGUUCUCCGAGGAGAAAGGGGAGGUUUUGGCGGCGGUGAUUAGGGAACUCGGCGAUGAAAAAGCAGGGGAUUUGGCGGGAUUGGUGGAUCCGAAAUUGGGAGGCGAGUUCGAUUUGGGGGAAGUGGAGGCCAUGUUCGAGAUGGCGAGGAAAUGUGUUGGGCUGGAGGUGAGCGUGCGGCCUUCGGCGGCGGAGAUCGUGGAGAGCAUGAAGGCGAGUGUGGCGUCUGCGUUCAUGUGCGGGGAGGAGGGAAAGAAGAAGUUUUGAACAGAGGGAUUGGUGUAAAUUUGGGCUAUACUCUGUUUUGCUGGGAUUAUACUCUUUUUUUGGGGUUUUUUGUGUGAUUGGUUCACAUGAUUGACAAUCCAUAUGUAUAGAUUCAAAAACCAACAUAAAGGAAAGGAAGAAAGAAAGGAAGAGGGUUAGGAUUUUACUAUUAGGGGAUGAUUGGAAUAGCAUGCAGUGAAAAGCUUGGCAUUGUUUGUUUCCUUAUUAUUGGAUUGCGGUUGUUUAUUAUUCCACGUCGUUAUAAAUGUUGCGUAGUAGUAGUAUAAGUUCUAGAUUUCUUGUUUGUUAAUUGUCAUUUAAAUUUGGGGUUUCAAAGCAAAUGGGUAAGAUUCCAAACCACGUAGAAGAGUAUGUAUCUUAAUUGAGUAAGGAAAUAACGUAAUAGUUUUAAUUACAAAUCCAUUGACGGUAAAAUCAUAUUGAAGUUCAAAUCAACAAAACUAAUAAUGCAAAAAUAAUAGUAAUAUAUUUGACAAACCAUUUACAAGCAGUUAUGAUCCUAUAUCAAAUUUAUGGUGAAAUGACUGCGAAAAAUGUGAUUUAACCCUAUUAUAACAGUCGAUAUGAUAUCACAAACACAAUUAGACCAAACUCAUGUCAAACUGUACCUUUCUUAUAGACUUGGAAGUUAGCCUGCCAGGCAAAUGCCCACCUUAUGAUUUGUAGUUGUGUAUUGGUACAUUCUAGGGUUGCUCAAUGAACUCAAAAAGUCCACACGCCAUAUGCUUUUCUCAUCAUAAAUUCAUAAUAUUUGUGUAACAAUCAAACUCCAUUAGAGAAAAAAACAGGUUCAUAGAGUUCAGACGGAUGGUGAUAGGAGAACAACUAAUACAAUAACAAGUCAAACUGAUAAAUACAAGUCUUUUUUGUUUUGGUCUUGAAAAUGAUGAAUACGUAGAGUUGAAGCCAUCAUUAAUAGGCAAGAAUGUACUAUUGACUUCUGAUGAUUAAUGCUUAAGGCAAGUCUAUGACGUAAUUUCAACAUCGGUUGUUCCUAUAGAGUCAUCCGUUCAUUUUAUAAGAGCGAAAGGUAUCUUCAAAUGAACCUUGACAAAAUGGUGGAUAGAAUUGAUAUGAGAUCUCAAUGAGAUGAAUCCGACGCCAUAAUCAUUUCAACGGCUUGAUCAUUCGCUAUCGACAAAGCAAAAUUCAAUCCGACAAUAUAUAAAAAGAGAUGAACUCGGUAACUUUGGUGUUCGUCCGACUCCCGACCCGACCAAUGCCACAUGUAUUAUCUGUUUAUUUUACAUAGGGUGAUGAUGCAAUGCAAUUCUUGUGAUUCAUUUAUUUCCCAACUUUGUGAUGAUGCAAUUCUUUGUGACUAAUUUAUUUCCCAACUUUAUACCCACUUGAUGAUCGACUGGUCCAAUGUUGCUGUUUACAAACAGGGCAGGAGAACAAAGUCCAAUACCUUGCCUUCCUCAAUGGAUACUUGACUUAGUGGAACAGAGUAAUUGCCGGCCUCGUAGUUAAAGCCCUUUUAAACUCAAAUGGCGUGGAGUCAGCCGGUGAUGUCACAUAUUUUAAUGGCUUCCACGCCCCCGAUCUCCCUGAAGUCAACUAGGAAUUAGGAUAUCCAUAUACCAUAGCGCCUCUAAGGAAAUGCACAUCAGAAGUAAAUGUUAUCUUUACCCAAUGCCCUGAAACCAAGAAAGAUUCAAACUUUAU